Messenger RNA from Dunckerocampus dactyliophorus (ringed pipefish), 1265 nucleotides. RefSeq names its product N-6 adenine-specific DNA methyltransferase 1 (gene hemk2). Lineage: Eukaryota; Metazoa; Chordata; Actinopteri; Syngnathiformes; Syngnathidae. The coding region runs from base 144 to 851 and encodes 235 amino acids. The record is from RefSeq and is a predicted model, not a curated record. Gene Ontology annotation, biological process: methylation. Gene Ontology annotation, cellular component: eRF1 methyltransferase complex. Gene Ontology annotation, molecular function: nucleic acid binding; protein methyltransferase activity; S-adenosylmethionine-dependent methyltransferase activity. The transcript has 6 exons.
GUGACGUACACGGAAGUAAACAGAAACGCAUUGACUCUUCAAGUGUCCACUGUGUUGCGCUUUAAUAUUAUAACGUGACACUGUGGGGGGGGCAAUACAAAUUAGUGUCGCUGCGACAAACAUUUACAUGACUGACUUGAUAAAUGCGAGCAGAGGGGAAGUGUGCUGACUAUGACUUUAGCUCGGCUGCUAGCAUGUCGGCUAGCUACCCCACACCGCUGUACGCUCACGCCGCACGGGGAGACUUUCGCGAUGUGUACGAGCCGUCGGAAGAUUCGUUCCUACUCAUCGACUCGCUGGAGAAAGAUGCAGCCAAGCUCCAGCUGAUGAGGCCGUGCGUCUGCUUGGAGGUGGGCAGCGGCUCCGGAGUGGUGUCCGCUUUUCUUGCAUCCGUGCUCGGACCUGCGUCGGUCUGUUUUUGCACGGAUGUGAAUCGCACAGCAGCGCUGUGCAGCGCCAAGACGGCGUCGUGCAACAACGUGACCCUGGAGCCCGUCAUCACAGACCUGGUGGAGUGUUUCCUACCCCGUUUAAGCGGACAAGUGGAUGUGCUGCUGUUCAAUCCCCCAUAUGUGGUCACACCGUCCAGUGAGGUGGGAAGCACAGGUAUCGAAGCUGCCUGGGCGGGUGGGAGGCAAGGCCGCGAGGUGAUUGAUAGGUUUCUACCUGUCGUGUCCCAGUUGUUGUCCAGUGGCGGGCUGUUCUACUUGGUCACCAUAGCGGAGAACGAUCCAGAGGAGAUCAUCCAGGUACUGAGUGGACACGGCCUGCACGGAAACCCACACCUGUCGACCAGAGCUGGAAACGAAAGACUUACAGUCCUUUGCUUCCACAAGAGCCAACAGGCUUGACCCUUGACCUUUAAGAGUGUCUCCCCAUGCGGAGUACGCCACACACGUUUCUGCUCAUAUUUUAUUGUCUUUUUACGGGACAACACUAAAGAAACCACACUUGGAUAGAAUGUAAAGUAGUCAGUGUACAGCUUGUACAAGCGUGUGAAUACGCUCCCCUCAAAAGACCCUUGCUCAUCCAAUCAGCAGUCAGAACUAAGCCAAGGUGCAUUCACUGCCUUAUAGUCAGUCGGAUAUUUUAAACCCUUUUCAAAAAUGAGCACGAAAAUAUUCACACCUUGAGCCCAAUUUUUUUAGGGGACAGCAAAUGUACACCGACUACUGUGGAUUUGGUUCCAAGUGCGUGAGAAGAUAAGAGUUGCAGACGUGUGAGGCCAGCACUCACUUUUCUUAAUGUUUUUUUUUUUUUUUUUU